AUGUCUCGCCAAGCACAAGUUACUCACCAGGAAAAGGAAGUAGCAAAAGAAGAGCUCAAAGAGCUGGAGAAAGAAAAGGCCACUUUGGAGGAAGAUUUGGAUAAGGCACUGGAGAAAGGUGAAAACGCGGAGAACAAUGAGGAUGCUGCCAAGCAAAACACAAUUGCCGAUAAUAUUGAAAGUGAUAUUGAAGACCUGGAUAAAGAGAUUGCAAAGAAAAAAGAUGAAGCCGUGGUACCAUUGAUGAUAUGCUGGGAAGAUUCAUUAAUUCUCAAAGUCAUCUUUUCUCUGAUGGUGGAUUACUCAGCUGGAAUACCCAAAUAUAAAGAUAAAGCUGGUGUCAAUUGA
Molecule: messenger RNA, 348 nt
Organism: Adineta ricciae
Lineage: Eukaryota; Metazoa; Rotifera; Eurotatoria; Adinetida; Adinetidae
Source: the annotation of a GenBank genome assembly